Messenger RNA from Rotaria sordida, 831 nucleotides. The record is from the annotation of a GenBank genome assembly. Lineage: Eukaryota; Metazoa; Rotifera; Eurotatoria; Philodinida; Philodinidae.
AUGAGUUUACCGCAGCAUGCACUUCAAUCUUUAGAAAUAAAUCGUGUCACACAAGUGCGAGUAUUGGGUGAUUAUUGUAUUCAUAUUGUUAAAAAUAUUUCACAAUGGAAAAUUGGUAUUUCAUCAAUAUUAGCUAAUGCACUUGGCUUAGGUCCAUUUAAAGAUAUCUUUUGGUCGAAUGAAUUUGAACCUGGUGCUCCUUAUAGAACAACAGUGAGAGAAUCUUUAUCGGAGAGAGAAAUAUUAAUUGCAACACUGUCAACUGGAUCAGUUGCUUUUCGUGAUGGAAUUAAUUAUAUUGAUACAACACGUACUAUGAGAUGUUGUCGUCAAGAUGGUCUCAUUUUAAAACCUUCGAAACCUUUAACAACAAAUAUCUUAUUAAUUUCUGAUUGGACGUUUAAUAAAGGUAUUACACAAGGCGAACUUUAUUCAACGAAAGCAAUGAUAAAGAAUCAAAUAUUUUCAAUAAUAUUUGCAUCAUCAAUGGAACGAAAUUAUUCAUUAAUUCCAUCAAUGAUUGGAUCAUCAUCUUCUGGAUUAAUUUAUUCACUUUUAUGGUAUUUUAAUGAUUCUUUAUCAACUAAAUAUGCUUUUAUGGGUGAACUUAAUGAAUGGAGAUUUAUUAGUCAACAAAGAUUUUAUUCUUUAACUAUUAAUUCUGAUAAUAUUCAAAUGACAAUAAUGGUUAAAGGUGUACCAAAUGAAUUAGUUGAUAUUUUAGUCCAUAAUUCGAAAUUCGAGUCAAUUCUACAUUUAAUCUGUCAUUUUUCUGAUGAAAAGUUACAAGCUCCAAUUAUAAUAAAUUCUACAAAUAUUACUCGUUCAUAA